Molecule: messenger RNA, 1575 nt
Organism: Morchella importuna
Lineage: Eukaryota; Fungi; Ascomycota; Pezizomycetes; Pezizales; Morchellaceae
Exons: 4
Coding region: 1-1575 (524 amino acids)
Molecular function (GO): nucleic acid binding
Source: RefSeq, a predicted model, not a curated record
AUGGCUUCACCUGGGUCUCUCUAUUCUGGAUCUCUGGAAAGCAAAAGUACUCCCGAUACUCCCGAAACUGGACCUUAUGACGGGUAUUUCAACCUGAACACGCCAUCACACCUCCGUCUUUCCCCAGGUGAUGACUUUUAUGCUGAGUGGAAAGCACUCCCUUCACGGCUACUUGAAUCCCCAUCACCUAUCCCACCUAAUGUACAGUUUCACUCACAUAAAUCGUCCCAUGGAACGGCGACUCAACAUAACCUGCCUAGAGACUGUACGUUUGACCUUGCUGGAGCUCAAGGAAUACAACAUUGUCCAAACGAGAACAGUGUCGAAUGCUUCGCUGCGGUCACGGAUAAGUCCUCUCCAAACUCUGAAAUAUUCCGCUACUAUCUCGAAAAUACCGACUCAGGGGGUCAAUUACACUCCUCUCGGGUACUAAGCGAUAUGUGCCUCACUUCCAACAAAUACCAAUCAGAUUGGAGUAUGGAUCAAAAUGAGCUAUCAGCUGCGUCCACCCGUCACCUAAAAAUCUGUAAUAUUGCUCCGGCAACCUCCCUCGUCAUUCUUUAUGAAACUUUACAGGAAUUUGGCGAUAUCCAAGAGUUUUACACCCAGAAACUUCAUCUCGACGGAUUUUGUGUGGUUUCCUACUUCGAUAUCCGCGACUCGAUGACUGCUUACCGCAAACUUCAAGCCGAACACCCUCUAUCGAUACAGUUUUGCCCUAGUGGAUAUGUCACUAUGAAGCUUGUAAUUGGCAGUAACCUCUCAGGACGAGAGAUCGACAAUCAGUCAGAUAUUAUGUGUAUAGUUACCUCUGGUGGUUGCUCGAGUAAUGUCCGCCGCAUUCUAUACUAUGUUCUUUCCGACUUUGGCUCCAUCUCCAAGUUUACGGCACUUGAAAACAGUAGUCCUCCGGCGUUCUUGGUCACUUUCUUCGACACACAUGAUGCGUUUGACAUCAUUGAUACUCUCGACGGGCAAUAUGUCGAGGGUUUCCGACUUAAAUUGAGUUUUUACGAUCCCGAUAUUCUCGCCUGGAACCCUGGAUUCAGCGCGCUUCGUACUCGAACGGAUGAAAACGGCCGUGUGCAUAUCGUAUCUUCGCAGGAUACAGAUGUUGGAGUAUAUAGUCCUAAGUCUAGUCACCCGUCUAUUGAUUUCACUUGUCGACGUGACUCUAGCAGUUCUGUCGAUAGCAGAUAUGGUGCGGAUCGAGAAGGCGAGAAAUACUUCGAAGCAGUAUAUUCUGGUGGUUAUGUCACUCCCAAGAGAUCCGGGCUUACUCCACUUGGUUUAAAACCAAGUUAUAGGCGCACCCCAGAUAACUUCCGGACUGAUAGUGGUCAAUUUCAAGAUUCGUUUUCAUAUCUUCCAUCCAACAAAUCCCAUGUACCAGACAUAAAAAUAAAGGAUCCCACAGUAUCAGCUUCUCCUACAUGUCCAUACCCACUCUUUGGCAAUGAAAUAUCACCAAAGUCAAACGAAAGGUUGCAUGGUCAAGUUCAAGUUCCGGGGAAGAAUGUAAUUGAUUUGGAGCGUAUUGCGCGCGGUCUUGAUACCAGAACCACGGUGCGAUAG